AUCGACGUGGAUGCUUUCCCGGAGUUUAAAAAGAAUUAGAAUUACUGUUUAAACUAGAGCAAAACUUCAGGUCCGUCUUAUUAUUUUUUUGCGAACCACAGUAGGUCACGUUUCUCCUGAAAUUUUGCUUGAAACAGCAGGCGGAGUCAGCGAGACUGUGCCGUGGAUUACUUUAACAGUCAAAGCGUGCUGGGAGGAGCUAAACCACACAGCGGAGUCACACGAAACUUCAGAGCUACAGUUUGCUUACUUGACAAUAUCUCAGUAUUUACAUCUGCUAUUCUAUCUAGAGACAAAGUUCCAUUGCGCUCCGCGUUUGAUGGCUUUUCGGCUUUUCAGUGGCCUUACAGUAUAUUUUCUACUCGCAUACAAGGACACAUGCGCCUCUGAAUGAAUGAAAGGCACAUGGUAUUUUUUAGUUCAGUAAUCUCCGAAACAAAGGCAGUUCUGUGGAUAAAUUGGAUUUGUUUUCUGCUGCAUCCCAAGAAUACUUGGAAAAAAGAAUGUCUGAAACGGACUAAGAACUGAAACCCUGGUUGAUAUUUAUCAUUAACACAUGGUUUGGAUGGAACUCUUGCAUUCUCUAAUCCUUUUGGAUUAAUUAAAUAAGAAUCAUGGAUAAUUUCUUCACUGAGGGGGACCGUGUUUGGUUGCGGGAGAAUGACCAGUAUCUCCCCAGCACCGUGUCUUCCUGCUCCGGGGGUGUGGUUGUCUUCACUACGGACUAUGGUCAGGUGUACACCUACAAGCAGAGCACCCUGACCAGACAGAAGGUGCAGGCCAUGCACCCCAGCAGCAGCCAGGGGGUGGAGGACAUGGCCACGCUGGGAGACCUUCACGACGGAGCCAUCAUGCACAACCUGUUCCUCCGCUACCAGCAGAAGAACAUCUACACAUAUAUUGGCUCCAUCCUAGCGGCGGUGAACCCUUACCAGCCCAUCCCCCACCUGUACGACCGAUCCAGCGUGGAGCUCUACAGCAGGCACCACCUGGGUGAAAUCCCCCCGCACAUCUUCGCUGUGGCUAAUGAGUGCUACCGCUCGCUGUGGAAGAGGACGGACAACCAGUGCGUGCUGAUCAGUGGAGAGAGCGGGGCAGGAAAGACCGAGAGCACCAAGCUGAUCCUCAGGUUCCUGUCUGCCAUGAGCCAGCACUCCCUGGAGGCCAUGUCCAAAGAGGGCACGUCGCACGUGGAGCAGGCCCUGCUGGAGAGCAGCCCAAUCAUGGAGGCCUUCGGAAAUGCCAAAACCGUCUACAACAACAACUCCAGCCGCUUCGGGAAGUUUGUGCAGCUCAACUUCUGCCAAAAGGGGAACAUCCAAGGGGGCAAAAUUGUUGACUACUUACUAGAGAAGAACCGGGUCGUGAGGCAGAACCCUGGAGAGAGAAACUAUCACAUAUUCUACGCUCUGCUGGCCGGCAGCGACCCAGAACAGCGGGAGGUCUUCAGUUUAUCUUCGCCAGACAGCUACUAUUAUCUGAAGCAGUCGGGAUGUGUGGCAGACAAGACAAUCAAUGACAAGGACACUUUCCAGGAAGUGCUGAGCGCCAUGCGGAUCAUGCAGUUCACCGAGGAGAACAUCCGGGAGAUUCUGCGGCUCCUGGCCGGGGUCCUGCACACCGGAAACAUCCAGUUUAUGACCGCCGGCGGGGCGCAGGUCUCCUCCAAAUCAGCACUGGGCAGGGUCUCGGAGCUCCUGGGGCUGGACCCAGGGCAGCUGGCCGAGGUGCUGACCCACAAGUCCAUGAUUCUCAGGGGGGAGGAGAUCAGCACGCCACUCACUGUUGAGCAGGCUGUGGAUUCCAGGGACUCGAUGGCCAUGGCUCUGUACUCUCAGUGCUUCACCUGGAUCAUCCGCAAGCUCAACAGCAGGAUACGAGGGAAGGAGGACUUCAAGUCCAUCGGCAUCUUGGACAUAUUCGGCUUCGAGAACUUCGAGGUCAACCGCUUCGAGCAGUUCAACAUCAACUAUGCAAACGAGAAACUGCAAGAGUACUUCAACAAGCACAUCUUCUCACUGGAGCAGCUGGAAUAUAACAAGGAAGGACUAGUUUGGGAGGACAUUAAUUGGAUGGACAAUGGAGAAUGUCUGGAUCUGAUCGAGAAGAAACUGGGGCUCCUCGCACUAAUCAACGAGGAAAGCCACUUCCCCAAAGCCACUGACAGCACUUUGCUGGAGAAGCUACACAGCCAGCACUCGAAAAACCCCUUCUAUGUGAAACCACGUGUCGCUGUCCACUUUUUUGGGGUGAAGCACUACGCCGGAGAGGUUGUCUAUGACGUGAGAGGUAUCUUGGAGAAGAACCGCGACACUUUCCGAGAAGAUGUCUUAAACUUACUGCGUGAGAGCAGGCUGGACUUUGUCUAUGACCUGUUUGAGCAUGUCUCCAGCUGCAACAACCAGGAUACCCUUAAGUGCGGCUCUAAGCACAGAAAGCCAACUGUCAGCUCCCAGUUUAAGAAUUCGUUGCACUCUUUGAUGGCCACCCUCAGCACAGCAAAUCCGUUCUUUGUGCGGUGCAUCAAGCCAAACACACACAAGAUGCCUGAUCAGUUUGACCAGACGGUGGUCCUGAACCAGCUCAGGUAUUCUGGGAUGCUGGAGACUGUCCGAAUUCGUCGAGCUGGCUUCCCUGUGAGGAGACCCUUCCAGGACUUCUGCGCCAGAUACAAAGUUCUAAUGAGGGACCUUUCCCUGUCAGACGACCCAAAGGGGAGGUGCACUGAACUGCUCAGCCUCUACGACAGCAGCAGUGCAGAGUGGCAGCUGGGGAAGAGCAAGGUGUUCUUGAGGGAGUCUCUGGAGCACAAGCUGGAGAAGCAGAGGGAGGUGGAGGUGUACCGUGCUGCCAUGGUCAUCCAGGCGCACAUCAUGGGCUAUGUGGCUCGGAAACAGUACAGGAAGUUGCUGCAGUGCAUUGUGGUCAUCCAGAAGAAUUUCCGCGCUUUGUACUGGAGGCGGAGGUUCCUGCAGUUGCGCUGGGCUACGCUCACCUUCCAGAAGCGCACACGGGGCCGCCUGGCCCGUCGGCUCUACCGCCAGCUCCUGGAGGAGAGGAGGAGGAGGGAGGAGGAAGAGCGGCGAAUGAGGGCAGAGCAGGAGGAGAGGGAGCGGCAGAAGAUGGAGGCGGAACGACUCGCUCGGGAGGCGGAAGAGGCACGGAUGGCGGAGGAGCUGGCAUCCCGGGCCUUGGAGAUGGAGGUGGAAGUGACGGAGGAGGUGGAGGAGGAGGAAGAGGUCCAGCUCCCGGAGCUGGAGGUCCGCCCGCAGGACGCCACGCAGGUGGAGGAGAUCCUGCGGCUGGAGCGGGAGAUCGAGGAGCUGCAGCGGCAGAAGGAGCGGCAGGAGCUGUCGCUGACGGAGGCCUCCCUGCAGCGGCUGCAGCGGCUGCGCGACGAGGAGCUGCGGCGGCUGGAGGACGAGGCGUGCCGCGCCGCCCAGGAGUUCCUGCAGUCGCUCAACUUCGACGAGAUCGACGAGUGCGUCCGCCACAUCGAGAGCUCGCUGGGCACGGCCGGCGCGGGCGGGGACAAGGCCGGCCUCCACCCGCGCCGCCCCGGGCAGGGCGAGGAAGAGGAGGAGGAGGAGGAGGAGGAGGAGGAGGUGGACGAGGGCUUCGGCGCCGACGACGAGGCCUUCAAGGACUCGCCCAACCCCAGCGAGCACGGCCACUCGGACGGACAGCGCACCAGCGGCAUCCGCACCAGCGACGACUCCUCCGAGGAGGACCCCUACGUCAACGACAGGGUGGCCCCCCCGGCCCCGGCCCCGCCCCUCUCCAUCCCCCAGGCCUGCCGCAGCGCCUCCUCCAGCGCAGACUCCGCCUUCUGCCGGCUGCAGGGCCCGGAGGCCCCGGACGAGAGCGCCGUGGACCUGAUCCCGCCUGACGAGGACUCGGACUACGACCAGGACGACUACGACGAGGGGGCCAUCGUGUCCGCCGGCAGCCUGGCCCUCUCCAAUCCCCGCAGUGGCCAGUGGUCCCCGGACUACCGCUGCUCAGUGGGGACCUACAACAGCUCUGGGGCCUACCGCUUCAGCUCAGAGGGAGCCCAGUCCUCAUUCGAGGACAGCGAGGACGACUUUGACAGGUUCGACACUGACGAUGAACUAUCUUACCGGCGAGACUCGGUCUACAGCUGCGUCACGCUCCCCUACUUCCACAGUUUCCUGCACAUCAAAGGGGGGCUGAUAACGGCCUGGAAGAGGCGCUGGUGCGUGCUGAAGGACGAGACCUUCCUGUGGUUCCGAGCCAAGCAGGAGGCCCUGAAGCAGGGCUGGCUGCACAAGAAGGGCGGCGGCUCGUCCACGCUCUCCCGCCGCAACUGGAAGCGCCGCUGGUUCGUGCUGCGGCAGAGCAAGCUCAUGUACUUCGAGAACGACGGCGAGGAGAAGCUCAAGGGCACGCUGGACAUGCACACCGCCAAAGAGAUCAUAGACAACACGGGGAAGGAGAACGGGAUCGACAUUGUGAUGCCAGAGCGCACCUAUCACCUGAUCGCAGAGUCUGCCGAAGACGCCAGCCAGUGGUUCAGUGUGUUGAGCCAGGUCCACAGCUCCACAGAGCAGGAGAUCCGGGAGAUGCACGACGAGCAGGCCAACCCCCUUAAUGCUGUGGGGACCCUUGACGUCGGGAUGAUCGAUUCAGUGUGCGCCUCCGACAACCCAGAGAGGCCAAACUCGUUUGUAAUCAUCACGGCGAACCGCGUGCUGCACUGCAAUGCGGACACGCCCGAGGAGAUGCACCACUGGAUCACCCUGCUGCAGCGGUCCAAGGGCGACAUGCGCGUGGAGGGCCAGGAGUUCGUAGUCAGAGGAUGGCUCCACAAGGAGAUGAAGAACAGCUCCCGGGCCUCCUUGAAGCUGAAGAAACGGUGGUUCCUCCUCACCCACAAUUCCUUGGACUACUAUAAAAGCUCUGAGAAGAACGCCUUGAAGCUGGGCACUCUCGUCCUCAACAGCCUCUGUUCCGUCAUGCCUCCGGAUGAGAAGGUCUUCAAGGAAACAGGCUACUGGAAUGUGACAGUAUAUGGGCGGAAGCACUGCUAUCGCCUCUACACCAAGCUCUUGAACGAGGCCACACGCUGGUCCAGCGCCAUCCAGAACAUCAUCGAUACCAAGGCCCCUAUUGACACUCCUACCCAGCAGCUCAUCCAGGACAUCAAGGAGAACUGCCUGAACAGUGAGGUGGUGGAGCAGAUCUACAAGAGGAACCCCAUCCUACGUUACAGCCACCACCCCCUGCAUUCACCCCUGCUCCCUCUGCCCUAUGGGGACAUCCACCUCAGCUUGCUGAAGGACAAGGGCUACACCACGCUCCAGGACGAGUCCCUUAAGGUGUUCAAUUCUCUGCAGCACUUGGAGGGAGUGAGUGACCCAGUGCCCAUCAUCCAGGGCAUCCUCCAGACGGGGCAGGACCUGCGCCCUCUGCGCGAUGAGCUCUACUGCCAGCUGAUCAAGCAGACCACCCGGGCACCGCAGCCGGGCACUGCGGGCAACCUGCGCACCUGGCAGAUCUUGGCCUGCAUGAGCUGUACCUUUACCCCAUCCCGGAGCAUCCUCAAGUACCUGAAGUUCCACCUUAAGAGGACACGCGAUCUCUUCCCCGGCACGGAGAUGGAGAGGUACGCUGCCUUCGCCAACGAGUCCCUGAAGAAGACGAGGGCCCGGGAGUUCGUCCCGUCUCAGGAGGAGAUACGCGCCAUCGUCGGGAGACAGGAGAUGACCACCACGGUGCACUGCCACGGCGGAGGGUCCUGCAAGAUCACCAUCAACUCGCACACCACGGCGGGGGAGGUGGUGGAGAAACUGAUCCGGGGGCUAGCCAUGGAGGACAGCCGCAACAUGUUCGCCUUGUUUGAGCACAACGACACCACUGACAAGGCCAUCGAGAGCCGGACUGUGGUGGCAGACAUCCUUGCCAAGUUUGAGAAGCUUUCAGCAAGCCAGGAAGAGCAUAACACAGGAUGGAAAUUCUAUUUCAAACUCUACUGCUUCCUGGACACUGAUAAUGUUCCGAAGGACAGUGUGGAGUUUGCGUUCAUGUUUGAGCAGGCUCACGAGGCAGUCAUCCGGGGCCAGUACCCGGCCCCCGAGGAGACCCUCCAGUUUCUGGGCGCCCUGCGCCUCCAGUACUUGCUGGGGGACUUCAGCGCCCAGGCGAGCGUGCCGGAGAUGGGCCAGCUGUACCCCAUGGGCCGGCUCCGGGCCCGCAUCAGCCAGUCCACCAGGACCUUCUCCCCGGCGGGGCCGGAGCGGGGGGAGCGGAAGCGCUCCAGCUUCCUGGAGGGCACGCUGCGGCGCAGUUUCCGCAGCGGCUCGCUCAGCCGCCAGCGCCUGGAGGAGGAGAACAUGCUGGAGGCCUGGGUACGGGAGGAGAUCGCCUCCGCCCGCGCCAGCCUGCUGGACAAGUGGAAGAAGCUGCAGUCCAUGACCCAGGAGCAGGCCAUGGUCAAGUACAUGUCGCUGGUUAAGGAGUGGCCCGGGUAUGGCUCCACCCUCUUCAGCGUAGAGUCUAAGGAUGAGACCUUCCCCCAGGAGCUCUGGUUAGGGGUCAGCGCUGAGGCUGUGUCCCUAUACAAACGUGGAGAGCCCCGCCCCUUGGAGGUCUUCCCAUAUGAACAGAUCCUGUCGUUCGGGGCACCACUGCCCAAUGCCUACAAGAUUGCCGUGGAGGGCCGAGAGCUGCUCUUCGAGACCAGCUUGGUGGUGGACAUCGCCAAGCUGAUGAAGGCCUACAUCAGCAUGAUCGUCAAGAAGCGCUACAGCGCCUCCCAAUCGCUCAGCAGCCAUGGCAGCCAGUGCAGCAGUCGCUGAAGCGCAAACUUAGCCUCUGUCCUCACGACGCCUGUGGAGCGGCGCACUCCCGGCCUCGUCUAAAGGCUUCCUCUGUGCUCUAGCCUGCCUCAGGUCAGCUUUGGACUUCCUGCUUCCUGUCGCAGGCUUUGUACGUCAACUGAUGCCCAACCUGCAAAAAAACAUAGCCACCUCUCUGCCUUUCAAAUGGUGACACUGAAAGCUCUGUGUUGGAAGCGAAGCAGGGGAAAUUUUGUAAGCCUUUAGUAUUUCUUCUCAUGCUGGAACAAGCAUAAUCAGGGCCCAGGAGAUGAAUUAUAGGCUACAUGUCAUUGUUGCUGUGAUCCACUUGCAUUUACUUUUGGGGAAGCUCUGUGCUUGAUGUGUUCCUUUAAUCGGUUCAGUUUCCUCAGCUGACAAAUGCUUAUGGGUGUCAAAGUUUGAAGAGCAGCAGUGUGUGCCUCUCUUUAGAAAAUGACCAAUCUGAUUUCAGGAUCUGUCCUUUAAAAACAAACAAUGCCAUAGGAAUUGGAAAAUGUCUGCAAUUCCCAGGAACUUGUGUGACAAAUACAGACAGUCUGCUGGUCACUAGUUUGUUACUGAAGUGCCUUAUUUUGAUAAAGCCCAACCCAAAUGCUGAUGACUCAGCAGUAUUACCUUUGACGCAAAAAAAAAAAAAUGAUGGUGAAAGAUUGUUAUCCAGCUCAUUCAUGAGAGUGAUCAAUGGUCCCCUCUCUCCAGCUAAGACGUAGCAUUCUCACGGUGCUGCAGUGAUUCAUAGCAGUGCAGUGUGCUAUUCGGGUCGCUUUGCCCAUUUCUCUGGAAUGCUGCAGGCAGCCUUCCACCCAAAGUCCUGGAGGUUGCCAGUAUUGUGCCUUUAUUGUUUGUAUAAUAUGUACACUUGUACUUGCUCAUACUUGUUUGUUUUCAAAUAUGAUAAUGUGCAAUGUUUUAUAUUUUCAAAUGGCUGUACAUUUUUUACACAGAAAUCUAGCCUUCUCUUUUACUGGACUGUACGGCGGCGUACUGUUUAUUCUCCCUUCGAUUACUUACAGAAGAACCAACAGCGACAGUAUAUUGUAAAUGAUCAUGAUGUUUCUUUUAUCAUUUUUAUUAGCAACAUUAUACAUUGAAACGUGUUCAUAAUAAGCCAUUAAAGACAUAUUUAUCUGAA
Molecule: messenger RNA, 7971 nt
Organism: Anguilla anguilla (European eel)
Lineage: Eukaryota; Metazoa; Chordata; Actinopteri; Anguilliformes; Anguillidae
Gene: myo10
Product: myosin X
Exons: 41
Coding region: 615-6818 (2067 amino acids)
Cellular component (GO): myosin complex; cytoskeleton
Molecular function (GO): cytoskeletal motor activity; ATP binding; protein binding
Source: RefSeq, a predicted model, not a curated record